This is a messenger RNA of Truncatella angustata, 1489 nucleotides long. Its product is annotated as pyridoxal phosphate-dependent transferase. The record is from RefSeq and is a predicted model, not a curated record. Bases 166 to 1338 code for a protein of 390 amino acids. Gene Ontology annotation, biological process: biosynthetic process. Lineage: Eukaryota; Fungi; Ascomycota; Sordariomycetes; Amphisphaeriales; Sporocadaceae. Gene Ontology annotation, molecular function: pyridoxal phosphate binding. The transcript is spliced from 5 exons.
CCAUAAGUUGCGCGCCCCACUUCUCCCUGCUGACAUGACCUGGAGGAGUUGUUAUGGGCGUUGUAGACUUGGUCUUUACUCACUUGAGACGAGGAAAACGGUUCUUGUUCCCAUCAUCAACUUCGUCCAAUCCACAAGAAACCGCGCAGGUAAUCUCUAAUCGCAAUGAAAGAUCUUCCGGCUUUCAAGAUUGACAGAUGGGUUGGCAAUUAUAAGCCCAUAUGCAACAUCAUGCUCCAUGGAUCGUGUGCUAGUGAACUAUCGCUCAAUCAGCUGAAACAGCUAUCACCAGAUCCGAGUAUGGACCCCAUCGAUCGGGAGCUCCCAUUGAUAUACGGUUCAGUUCUGGGAUCCUUGAAACUUCGUAGUCGGCUGGCUGAACUUCACUCAACCACAGCUAUAAAGCUGACGGCAAAUAACGUGGUCAUCACGCCAGGUUCUAUUAUGGCAAACUAUCUAGUACUCACAACGUUAUUCUCUGCGGGUGAUCAUGUUAUCUGCCAGUUCCCUACAUAUGCACAGUUAUAUGAACUUCCUCGAUUCAUGGGGGUCGAGGUGAGUCUUUGGAAAGGCAGUGUCGACGAUUCUUGGACGCCGUCCGUCGAGGAGCUCGAGAACCUCGUGCAGCCAAACACCAAAGCCAUCAUAAUCAACAAUCCAAGUAACCCAACGGGAGUUGUGCUGCCGUCACGCGUGAUUGACGAAACCAUCGCCGUGGCGAAGAAGUAUGAUUUGACGAUCUUCUCGGACGAGGUUUUCCGACCGCUCUUCCAUAGCCAAGAUCUUCCACCGCCCCCAAUCGUCUCCACUGGGUUUACUAGUUGCGUUUCCACCGGAUCGAUAUCGAAAGCUCAUGGUCUUCCCGGCGUUCGGCUCGGCUGGGUAAUAUCUCCCGAUAUUGACAUUAUCCGCCGAAUCAUCAUCGCGCGCGACUAUACAACCAUCAGUGUUUCGCAGCUCGACGAUAGCGUUGCUUGCUUCGCCUUGGACCCGAGCGUGUUGCCAGUAUUAAUGGAGCGGAAUCUGGCCAAAUGCGCCGCCAGCUUGCGCAUGCUCGAUGACUUUGUCGUUCAAAACGCUCAACGGUGCAGCUGGGUACGACCUGCUGGCGCUGGCACAGCACUCGUCAAGAUAGUAGAAAAAAAUGGUCAGCCAGUCGACGACGCAGCCCUCUGUGCUGAGCUGGCCCAAAAAUAUGCCAUCUCUCUUGUUCCCGGUGGCCACUGCUUCAACGAUGGCGAGGCAAGCGAGUUGGAUGGCUACAUACGCAUUGCCAUCGGCGACGACGAUACUUUGCGGGCAGGGCUGUCAGUUUUGGGCAGCUACUUGAAUUCAUAAAUCAUAAAGAUGGUAUCCUACACCGGUGUUCAUAUUUGGAGGUUACAUUGUUUAUUCCGAAUGGUAGUCUAUCUCCAAGAGUAUAAAUCCUCACUCGAAUAUUUCGAGUUGUGUUUAUUUUUCAGCCUCGCCCAUUCUGAGAUCCAAUAUU